This is a messenger RNA of Rhinichthys klamathensis goyatoka, 2068 nucleotides long. RefSeq names its product ess-2 splicing factor homolog (gene ess2). The transcript has 10 exons. Bases 282 to 1679 code for a protein of 465 amino acids. The record is from RefSeq and is a predicted model, not a curated record. Lineage: Eukaryota; Metazoa; Chordata; Actinopteri; Cypriniformes; Leuciscidae. Gene Ontology annotation, cellular component: catalytic step 2 spliceosome.
GUUCAGUGGAAAUAAUGCGAAGGCGAAGAAGAUACUGUUCCUGCAUGCGAUGUGACGACGUUCACUUGUUAUUAUAUGGAUUUUCGUUAUUAUUCUUGAUUAAGUGAUUGUAAACACCAACAUUUACCUCGAGCUAUUGAUAUAAUAGGCAAAGACAUCCCAAUGGUAUUCAAUUAGAGAAAAAAACGAAUACUUAGCGUAGAGGCUAACGUAAACAACGUCUUACGUAAUUGUGCUUUGGGUCGCUGUAAAAUAAGAGUUUAAUCUAUUGAAAUAGAAAUAUGGAAGAGUCCAAAGAGAAAGCUUUGAGUCUGAUGUCUGGUAUUACUACAGUCGCUGUCAGGAACCCUGUAGAAGAGACUGAGAGGCCGAAGAGAAAGAUUCUCGAUGAAGAUCAAUACAUAGAGAGUUUGGAGAAGAUCAUCCAGAGGGACUUUUUCCCAGAUGUCUCCAAACUUCAAGCGCAGAAGGAUUAUCUGGAGGCGGAGGAGAACGGAGAUCUGGAGCGGAUGAGAGAGAUAGCCAUCAAAUACGGGGCUGCGAUGGCUAAAUUCACCCCACGCACCUAUGUGCCCCACGUGACGCCUUCAAUAUUUGAGACCCCAGAUGGCCGAAGUGCAUCUCCCUCGUCUUCACAUGGUAAACACAGAUCAGCAAAAGAGGAUGAUGGUGAAAAGGUCCUUCCGUCCCUGGACCAUUUUCUUGCUAAAAACACGAGUGAGGACAACGCAUCCUUUGAGCAGAUAAUGGAGCUUGCGGAGGACAAGAACAAGCUGAGGCAUUCGUGGCUCUAUGAGGCGGAGAAUGAAUUCAAAGAGAGGCACGAGCAGAACCUUGCUCUACCAUCCUCAGAGCAGCAGGCGCUGGAGUGCACCAAGGCAGGACUGGAAACAUGGCAGUACAAGGCCAAAAAUGCACUCAUGUACUAUCCUGACGGUGAAAAAGACGACACACUGUUCAAGAAGCCACGGGAGGUCCUGUACCAGAACACACGGUUUGAUAUCGACCCCUUCUCUAAAGCCCUGAACAAAUCCCAAAUCCAGCAAGCUGCUGCACUCAAUGCACAGUUUAAACAAGGCAAGGUUGGUCCGGACGGCAAAGAUCUCCUGGCUCAUGAUUCCCCCAAAGUAAAUGGUUACGGAUUUGAGGGAGAAGCCUCCCCUGCUCCUGGUGUUGCAGAGUCUCCGCUGAUGACGUGGGGUGAGAUCGAAAGCACCCCGUUUCGUCUGGACGGCUCAGAAACGCCCCUUGUGGAGAGAAGUCACGGCCCAUCGUUCAAGAUUCCAGAGCCUGGGAGAAGAGAGCGUUUGGGACUGAAAAUGGCCAAUGAGGCUGCGGCAAAAAACAGAGCUAAGAAACAGGAGGCGCUGCGCAAAGUCACUGAAAACCUUGCCAGCCUCACUCCGAAGGGACUGAGCCCCGCAGCGCUGUCUCCCGCCCUCCAGCGUCUAGUGAACAAAUCGUCCAGUAAAUACACAGAUAAAGCCCUGAGGGCCAGCUACACCCCAUCCCCUGCGCACAGAGGCAUCGGCUCGAAGACUCCUCUCGGAGGCCUGACCACUUCCUCCAUCACACCAACACCCGGAAAAGCCAUAACACCGGCCGCCCAGGACCCGGCCUCCAUCACAGACAACCUCCUACAGCUGCCCAAACGGAGGAAAGCCUCAGAUUACUUCUGAAACUAAACACUUCACAAAGACAUGGGCGGGGUUUCAUAUUUAUUCUUUUUGUUUUAAUUACUUCUUUCUUUAAAAAAACUGUGAAUCUGAAUUAAUCAUCGGUGUUUCAGAUAUCUUAUUUUUUAGACUGUCUGCAACUUACAACAUGUACAGUUUAUACGGUUUUUUUUUGUUUUAUAUUUUUAAUUUAGCUAGCAUAAAUGUCGUUUUUCAGCAUCAUCCACAUCAAGUGAUUCUUGCGUGAAUCAGACUUUCAUUUGAUCCACAAGUGCUCCAGAACUUUACUACUCUUGAUUUGUUUUCAGUGCUCCUGAAUUUUGUGCAUGUUUUAUGAUGUUGAAGACUUGCACGAUCUCAGGGGCACAAUAAAGAGGAGUUCUACAGUUUAA